Molecule: messenger RNA, 1094 nt
Organism: Brassica napus (rape)
Lineage: Eukaryota; Viridiplantae; Streptophyta; Magnoliopsida; Brassicales; Brassicaceae
Exons: 4
Coding region: 47-955 (302 amino acids)
Molecular function (GO): polysaccharide binding
Source: RefSeq, a predicted model, not a curated record
AUAUCACACUCUCUCUCGUUUACACAAUCAAAAAGAGAGAACAAAAAUGAAAAUCUUGGUUCUUAUGUUGACAGUCGUAGUAAUCUCAGAGGUUUGCUUGGUGGGCGCGUGUCGAUCAUACUGUGGAAAUAUAACGGUGGAUUAUCCGUUUGGAAUCCGGAAUGGAUGUGGGCAUCCAGGGUACAGAGAUCUCUUAUUUUGUAUGAAUGAUGUGUUGAUGUUUCACAUACGUUCAGGUUCUUAUAGAGUGUUGGAUAUUGACUACGCGUACCAGUCGAUAACGCUGCAUGAUCCUCACAUGUCGAAUUGCGGAACCAUUGUGCUUGGUGGCAAAGGCAAUGGCUUUGAAGCUGAGGAUUGGAGAGCUCCUUAUUUCAAUCCUACCUCUGAUAAUGUCUUUAUGUUGAUCGGUUGUUCUCCCAAAUCUCCUAUCUUUCAAGGCUUUCCGGAAAAGAAAUUACCAUGUCACAACAUCUCUGGAAUGAGCUGUGAAGAAUACAUGUCGUGCCCGGCAUGGGAUAUGGUUGGAUAUAGACAGCCGGGUCUAUCAUCCGGAUCGGGUCCACCCAUGUGCUGUGCGAUUGGAUUUGAAUCAGUAAAAGCGAUAAAUCUAAGUAAGUUGGAGUGUGAAGGAUACAGUAGUGCAUACAAUCUCGCACCCUUGAAGCUUAGAGGACCUUCUGAUUGGGCUUAUGGAAUACGAGUCAAGUACGAGCUACAAGGGAGUGAUGCGUUUUGUCGUGCGUGUGUUGCAACUUCCGGUACUUGUGGCUACGAAUCUGCUGAUGGUGGAGGGCUUAGGCACGUUUGCAUUUGUGACCACCACAAUUCUACCACAAACUGUGAUUCAGUUGUAGCACCAACCAGUACAUCUUCAAGUGUUCGACCAAAAACCAUUGGAUCACUGAUCCUCUACUUCAUAGCUAUGAACAUACGUUUUAAAAGAAGACAAUGAAUGACCCAUUAAUAAUGUCUGGAAUUAAGCGUCUAUUUUUAUUUUACUCAGACAUUUAGUUUCAUUAAAAUUGUUUGAAGUUUUGUACGCAUUCCCACGAAUUUCGAUUUAUACACCAAAAUUUAUAGACUUCAUAAUA